Colletotrichum paranaense is the source of this 174-nucleotide messenger RNA. RefSeq lists its product as uncharacterized. The record is from RefSeq and is a predicted model, not a curated record. The coding region runs from base 1 to 174 and encodes 57 amino acids. The transcript has a single exon. Lineage: Eukaryota; Fungi; Ascomycota; Sordariomycetes; Glomerellales; Glomerellaceae.
AUGGCGUCGGCGGCGCGGCGCCGGUGCCGGUGCUCGGUUCUGGGAUACUUGGGGUUUUCUGGGUUGCUCGUCUGCCCGCGCCGUUCGUCCCAAUCUCUUGGCUUGGGGGGUUAUCGAUUCCCUGCCCCCCCUCUCGGCAGUUGGGAAGCAGUUGAGGCAGGGUGUUUGGCCUGA